Messenger RNA from Cajanus cajan (pigeon pea), 1376 nucleotides. RefSeq names its product PI-PLC X domain-containing protein At5g67130. The record is from RefSeq and is a predicted model, not a curated record. Gene Ontology annotation, biological process: lipid metabolic process. Lineage: Eukaryota; Viridiplantae; Streptophyta; Magnoliopsida; Fabales; Fabaceae. Gene Ontology annotation, molecular function: phosphoric diester hydrolase activity.
ACAAUCGAUCAUUAAGCAUUCCUAUAAAUUGGACCUCCUUUGUAGAUUCUAGUCUCUUCGCUUGUUAUUUUCUUUAACCAUUGCCCACAUGAAUUCUCUUCUACCGUGCUUGUUUGUGGUUAUUCUUCCAAUUCUUUACAAUGUUGCCGCCGAUUGUUCUAAUGGAAGUUGCAAGCUUCUUGAUGAGUGUUCGUCCGAUGGUGAUUGUGGCGCCGGGCUCUAUUGUUUUUCCUGUCCACUUGGGUUUUUAGGCUCAAGGUGUGUGAGAUCAACCAUCACAAAUCAAUUCAAGCUCGUAAACAAUUCUCUACCAUUCAACAAAUAUGCAUUUUUGACAACGCACAAUGCUUUUGCCAUUGAUGGGGAGCCAUCUCACACAGGCGUGCCUCGAGUAACUGUCACCAACCAGGAAGACAAUGUCACUCAACAACUAAAUAAUGGCGUGCGGGCACUAAUGCUUGAUACAUAUGAUUUUGAUGGAGACGUGUGGUUAUGCCAUUCAUUUGGAGGCCAAUGCCACGACAUCACAGCUUUUGAACCUGCUAUAGACACAUUGAAGGAAAUUGAAGCUUUUCUAUCAGAAAAUCCAUCAGAAAUUGUCACAAUUAUCUUGGAAGACUAUGUUCAUGCCCCAAAUGGUUUGACAAAGGUAUUCACUGAAGCCGGUUUGAUGAAAUAUUGGUUUCCUUUGACAAGCAUGCCAAGAAAUGGUCAAGAUUGGCCUCUAGUGAGUGAUAUGGUUGCCAAAAACCAGAGAUUACUAGUGUUCACUUCUAUCAAGUCCAAGGAACAAAGUGAAGGCAUUGCUUAUCAGUGGAAUUUCAUGGUUGAAAAUCAAUAUGGGGAUGGUGGUAGGAAAGAAGGGAGUUGUUCAAAUAGGGCAGAAUCACCUCCUCUUAAUGACAAAAGCAAAUCCUUGGUGUUGGUGAACUAUUUUCGAACAGUUCCACUUAAGGAAAUCACAUGUGAUGAUAAUUCGGGUGGACUAAUUAACAUGCUACACACAUGUUAUGGUGCUGCUGGUAACCGGUGGGCUAAUUUCGUUGCUGUUGAUUAUUACAAGAGGAGUGAGGGAGGAGGAUCGUUUCAAGCAGUAGACACUCUCAAUGGAAAGAUUUUGUGUGGAUGUGAUGAUGUUCAUACAUGUGUGCCUGGAUCAACAUCACAUGCUUGCACACCACCAUAAGAAAAUCUUAGUAACAAGACCAACCAUCUGAAAUAAUUCAGGCAUUAAAUUAUUGUCAUUUUUUUGUUAUUAAAAUCAUUAUUGUUUGAGAUUAACUCAUUGGCAAGUAGCUAAUCCAAGGCAACACUAAGAAUAUCCAUUACAGUAAAUUCAUUAAAAGAAUUUGGUCUUGAAUUCAAAUAUUCAUUAU